UCUUAUUGGUUACGUGUAAAAUCCCAUCGCGCGCUUGUAGCCAAUCUUAAACCGCCAUACCCACACAGCGAAAGCUAUUUUUUAUGCGCUUAAAGCGUCAGGAGGAUGUUCCGUCAUGGGCUGAACCGAACAACUUAUUGACAGUGACUGUUAUUUGCUAAAGUGCACGGCGGAGUGUUUCUCUGUGCUUCCGUUUACCAAAAUAAUGUGAAGUUAUCAAUGUUUUAUUCUUCUCACGAGAAAAGGCGCAACUCUUGCUCUCUCUCUGCAAUUCACUCCAAAAACUCAAUUGAGCUGUCAACACGUCGCUGCAAGAGCAUGGCUCUGGUCUGGCUCCAGUCUCACCUGCCCUGUGCUAAUCCAACCAGUAUCACCAGUAUCAACCAUCCGCUUGCUUCCAGAAAAGCUUGCUAAACAGGACAGUGUGAGAAGCCAUGCUGUCUGGGACUUGGCUGCGUUCUGUGGGGCACCAGCAGCCUGCUGCAGCGCCUGUUGUGACUCCCAGAAGCAUGACAGUUUGUGGGGUCCCCAGUGGGACAGUGGUCCUCGAGGCCCAGUAUGACUACAACUACCGCGGUGCGGAUGGACGGCAGGUCUGCAUCAGGGAGGGCGAACGGUUUAUUCUCCUGAAAAAGACCAACACUGACUGGUGGCAGGUGCGGAGGAUUGGCGCGGCCAGUAAAACAAAGCCACUGUAUGUUCCUGCCACGUAUGUGACAGAGGUGCCCAUUGCACCAAUGCCCUCGCCACAGCACCUGGUCGGGUCUGCCUCGCUGAACUCCAACUGCAGGCUACUGCCAAGGGUGUCACUCUCUCCCAGCCCAAGAGAGACAGCCUAUAGUGAACAGUGUCAAGUGAACAAACCCAUGUUCCACUCCAUGGAAAACCUCAACUCCAACAGUGCCUUUCAGGGGUUGGAAAACAAAACCAGGACAGGUGGAGGCCACUUCCCGACCCUGCCCUUCUGGUCUGGUCUCACCUUUACCCCCAACUCUCCCACCUCCUCGUCAGGACACCUCAUGGUCCCUGGGUCCCCCACAGCUUCCACGGCACCACUAACUGCACCACCAAACCCCAGGGUGGUCCCCAUGAUCACUCGGAGCCAGAGCUCCAGCAACCUGCCUGAAAACCUGAUGGAGAACCCGUAUGAUGAGGUGGGUGGCGGCUUCAGCAGUCGUGUUAACCACAGGAUGCCCAAGAAGUCUUGUAGCCAGUGGGACAUGGUGGGAGCUUCCUGCAAGAAGAACCAUCUGCAGGUCCCAGCAGAGUCCUAUAUGCCCCAGCUGUCCUGGAAGGACUCCCCUCUAUACACUGAAGUGCAGCCAGAAAAACGUCUGUCGCUCACAGAGCCCCCUAAACCUGCUCCAGGUCAGCAGCCUCUUCGGGUCAUGGACCUGUGGGAGCAGUACUCUGACCUGCCCACAGGGAGAUACUACUACGUCAACAGCAUCACCAAGGAGAGGUCCUGGAAACCCCCUCGCCGGGCCCGUGGACACACACCCAACAAGGCCGGUCAAUUACAACCUCAGACAUUACCCAGAGAAACCAGCCAUCUGUCGCUACCACUUCCUGAAGCUGGCAAUGGAACAAUGCACAGGUUGACACCUGAUUUCCUCUUCGGGAGCCACCAGAGGAGAACUGACGGUGGCUGGCAGAUGAAACAGAGCAUGCAGCGCGCCGUCUCCUCUGACACCCUGAGCACGAUGUCGUUCAGCAAUGCCGAUGCCCAGUGCCAUACCUCGGCCUCUCUGCAUGAUGUCAAGCAGCAGCUCAGCCACUCCCAGUCUAUGAUCCUACCUGAGAACGGCAAGUUGGUCCAGCAGUGCAGAGAUUACUCCUGUAAUGUGACCAACAUCGUUGUGGAGCCUCCGUCUCCUGAGAGCUCUCCAGACAGCGAUGGCUGCACACCGUUGGAGAAAGCCGGCCUCCUGAACAAGACAAAGAUUGCAGAAGGAGGCCGGAAACUGAGGAAGAAUUGGAGUCCUUCCUGGGUUGUGCUGGUCGGGAAUAGUCUGGUUUUCUUUAAAGAUCCUAAAUCACAGACACCUUCCAGCUGGAGACCAGGAAACAGUCGUCCUGAGAGCAGUGUGGAUUUAAGAGGAGCACAACUGCACUGGGCCAACAACCUGUCCAGCAAGAAAAACGUCUUCAAGCUGAGGACAGUGACGGGCAACGAGUUUCUGCUGCAGUCGGAGACAGACUCUCUGAUCAAAGAGUGGUACAACACCAUCCAGAACGUCAUCGACAGGCUGGACCGCGAAAACCCGUUAGACAACGUCCUGCAGUACUCUCUGAGGCGAGCGGGCAGCGUGGAGAUGCUGGAACACAGCGGGGACGAGGAUGACAGGAGAAUGUCGCUCCCUCGCUCGGCAUCCAACCUGGAGAACACAGAGAGGAAGAGAGUGAAGACCCGGCUGAAGAAGCUGAUCCUAAAGAGACCUCCUCUGCAGGCGCUGCAAGAGAAGGGGCUCAUUAAAGAUCAGGUGUUUGGCUGUCGUCUGGAGAUGCUCUGCGAGAGAGAGAAGAGCACCGUCCCUCGCUUCGUCAGACUUUGUACUGACGCCGUGGAGAAGAGAGGACUGGAUACUGAUGGCAUCUACAGAGUAUCAGGGAACUUGGCUGUGAUUCAGAAACUACGCUUCCUGGUGGACCAUGAGCGAGCGGUGACUACAGAUGGCCGUUACAUGUUCCCGGCAGAGUUGGUGCAAGAGGAGAAGCUGAAUUUGGACGAGAGUGAGUGGGAGGACGUUCAUGUCAUCACAGGAGCUUUGAAACUUUUCUUUCGCGAGCUUCCUGAGCCCCUCGUGCCCUUCGGCUUCUUCACCGACAUCGUGGAGACAGUUAAGAUGUCGGACUACAUGGACAAAGUGGAUCGUUUGAAGUGUCUGGUGCUUAACAUGCCUCCUCCAAACCAUGACACGCUGCAGUUCAUGUGUCGCCAUCUCAAACGAGUGUUGGAUCAUUCAGGCGACAACCGAAUGACCACCCAGAACAUCGGCAUCGUGUUCGGUCCGACCCUGAUGCGUCCAGAGCGGGACAACGGCAACAUGGCGGUGAAUAUGGUUUACCAGAACCAGGCGGUGGAACUCAUCCUCAGCGAGUUUGACCACAUCUUUGGAACAAGAGGGCCCUCUUGAUCUUUAUGGACAGAGGAGAAGGAGGGUGGGGGGAUUCAAAAGCUCCUCCCGAUCUGACAAAAGUACAAGUAGUGCAACAUUUGUCCUCUUUGCCUGUUGACUGUGUAAAAUGUGGUGUAAAACGGGUUUUACAUCAAAAGAUAAUUACGGGGUAAAAGGAACGAAGACAGAAAGCUGCUAAUCAUGACAUCUGGCCUCCAUGUAAAGCCAUGUUAAAACAAUAAUAGUAAAACAAACCAAUUUUAGCUGCACUACUUGUGUCUUUGACUGCAGAUGUGGAUUGCAGCCUCUGUGUUUUCUAGUUCUGGAGUGUUUGCCCCCUUUGUCACAUUUCCUUGAUGUUUCAGACCCGAUUAGGAUAUAUAAAAGCCAUAAACGUGAUGAAUCUCCUCCAGCUAGCUGAGUAUUAAUCAGUUCUUUAUCAAGGAAUAUGAGGAAGGUGUCUUAACGUAGCACUCAAACAAAACUUAGCAGAACCAUUUCACUGUGAAAACUCAUGCACCAGCACCUCUUGCAGCAAGGAUGGACAUAUCCCACCUGCAGUGGAAAGCCGAAGAUAUACAGUAAAAUAUGCAAACAAGCAGGAAGCAGGCUGGGCAUGUUAAAGAGACCGCAUCCCUGCUGAAGUGAUACAGUGUUUUAAUGAAGAUGUGAAGUUCAACGGGGGAACUCUUCAAGGAUAAAAGCACAGUUUUAGUGAUGGGAUGAUGUGCCAACAGGGCAGCAAAUGUUCCUUUGUACUUUGUAGUGUUUUUGUGUGUGUGGACCUGUUGGACAAAUUUGGAACAGUCUUCUAUUUUUAUUGGUGCAAACUCCUCAGAUUAAGUUAAAAAAAAAAAAAAAACACAUGAAGUUGUAAAUAUGUGAAAUACUGU
Etheostoma spectabile (orangethroat darter) is the source of this 4012-nucleotide messenger RNA. RefSeq names its product Rho GTPase activating protein 9 (gene arhgap9). The coding region runs from base 435 to 3137 and encodes 900 amino acids. Gene Ontology annotation, biological process: signal transduction; regulation of GTPase activity. Gene Ontology annotation, cellular component: cytoplasm. The transcript has 21 exons. The record is from RefSeq and is a predicted model, not a curated record. Gene Ontology annotation, molecular function: protein binding. NCBI's taxonomy places the organism in Eukaryota, Metazoa, Chordata, Actinopteri, Perciformes, Percidae.